GGGGUCUCUCAGAGCCCGAAGAAAGCUCGUCUCUAUCCACACAUCUUCCAUUCCACCGGCAUUCGUGUUGUCAACGGAUCCGCUCACCUGAUCUCGGCCCCAUCAUUGCCAUUUCUUCGCCGGUCGGUGCUGCUUUCUUCGGCUUUUGUAGAUCGUCGAUCGUCCCAUGAUCGCGUGUGGAAAAUGCAGAGCGAGCUUUUUUUCGCAACCGAGUUCAAUCCGUGGGGGCCUUAGUGAGCCUCAUCGCAGUAGGCUUGGGUUUAUUCGCGCAGCGCCUACCAUUCGGAUCGGGUGGACCGUUGAUUUCGGGCUUCUUGGAUCUGUGUUCGAGUCCGAGUCGAAGCGAACAAAUAACUGGAAGAGUGCAAAGUGUGGAAAAAUCGAUUUGUGUCGGGCUUCCGGGAAUUUUUGUCUGCUGCCUGCCGCCGAGUGCGACAAAGUUGCUGUCGGCUGAAACGGGCUCCCAUUGUUGUUGUGCAACUGUGUGACGAAGGCGGUUCUACGAAGAUUCCAUCCCGGUUGAGUUUGAUUGUUUUGUGUACCGAUCUAACUUCGUGAUUCGGCAUUGAUCGAUUUCCGAGUGAACGAAAUUUUUCGAAUAACGAACAGCAAACAGAGUUCGGAAUUCCGGUAACGAAAAUGUGAUGUUAAUGAAAUUCUUGUUACGUGUGUUUGUGUAAAUGAAUGAAAAUUUGAUUUUGUGCUAAAAAGAGAGCAGAAGAAAUGUGGAAUGCAGUCAGCAAUCAUCGAUAAAAAUCGAUCGGAUGAAGAACCGAUGAAGUGUACGAUGAGCCGUUGACGGAAGAAUUGUGUGAAAGAAAAAUUCUCAAAUGUGAUAUAACACAGUGAAGCAGCCAAAAGGCAAUCAAGUGCAAUAAGAAGAUACCAAAAAUUAAAUAAUUUCAUCAUCGAAAUAGAAAAACACAUCACCCCAUCGAAAAAAAAAAUGAAGAUUCUACCGAGGAUAGUCCUGCUGCUGUUUCUGCUUUUCUUCAACACCGCUUCCAGUGAAGCAUGCAAGCUCUACUCGAAGAGCAACCUUCGGACCAAAUCGGACGGCGUGCAGUUCCUCCGGCUGAAGGAGGACUUUCCCGUCGGAGGGGAAAUCGUGUCGCUGUACGCCUACCCGAGGAACUCGAUUCUGAUCGCCCGGACGGAGAACUCCAGCGAUGGGGAGUACUUCCGGCUGAAGGAGGUCAACAGUACGGCGGUCAGCGUGAUACUGAACCGAAGCCUGGACCAGCUGGUGGACAGCGACAACCCGCAGAGCAUACUGAAGUUCAGCGUGUUCUGCAGCGGAACGACGAUGGCCAUGAAGCAGGACAAUCAGUCGUCAUUUUUCACAAUUACUGUUUACGUUGAAGAUAUCAACGAUAAUGAUCCCGAAUUUAUCAAUCUACCGUAUGCGAUCACGCUGGACGAAUCAACGCCAAUUGAGACGGUGGUGUUUAAUAGAAUUAAGGCAAUUGACCGUGAUAAGCCAAACACGCCGAAUUCCGACAUCGAGUACGCGAUCGCACCGAAGCAGCUCAAGAGCGGUGACUUCCCGUUUCGUCUGGAGAGCUCCCAGAAGCCGAAGCUGAUCUUGCAGCGACCGCUCGACUACGACACCGGACUGCACUCGAUGAGUGUGUUGGUGAUUGCGAGCGAUCGUGGGAACCCACCUCGCACGGCCAAUGCAACGGUACGGGUGACCAUUCGGGACGUGGACGAUCUGUCGCCGAUCUUCACCCGAGCCAUUUAUCGCACCAAGCUGAAGGAGUCGUUUCCGAUUACGGGCAAACCCGUCCAUCAGCCGGUUUACUUUGAUCCGCCGAUCGGGGCGUUCGAUCAGGAUUCGUUGAAUGCGUCGUUGAUCUACAGCAUUAUUGGGGGGAAUGAGCGGAAACUUUUUUGGAUGUCGCCGGAAACGGGGAUGAUCUUUCUGCAGAAGGAGAUUGAUUUGGAGGCGGAGAGCUUGCCGGACAAUACGAUGGUGCUGCAGAUCGAGGCGAGGCAGAGUAAUAACCCUUCGCGGAACGCGCUAGCUAGGGUGGAAAUGGAGAUCAUCGAUCUGAACGACAAUCUUCCGGAAUUUGAGGUCGAUCUGUACAACAUUUCGAUCAUUGAGAAUCUUCCGAAAGGGUUCAGCAUUCUGCAGGUGAACGCGAUCGAUCGUGAUCAAGGUGAGAAUGCCGAAUUCUAUUACUAUUUAGCGAAUGAGAAUCCCAAGGGGGCGUUUGUGAUCGAUCACAUGUCCGGUUGGAUUGUGGUGAAUGAUGAGACUUAUCUGGAUAAAGAGGCUCGAAAUUCGCUGCAUAUGACGGUCAACGCUAUGGAACGGAUCGAACAGGUCGAUCGUAGUCGGAACUAUGGAACGGUUCAGGUGGAGAUUACUUUGCUGGACACAAACGAUAACACGCCGGAGUUUGAACAGGGAACUUUGUAUGAAUUCAAGGCCAAUUGUAGCUCGCCGGUAGGGAGUAAGGUUGGAUCGAUCAAAGCGGUUGAUCCGGAUGAUCUGGGUAACGGGCAGGUUCAAUAUCACAUCAAGAACGUUCGACCGAAUCUGGCGAUCCCCUUCAAGCUUGACCCAGAUACGGGAGAUAUUAAGGUGACAGAGCCCUUGACGUACGGAAAGAUCGCGUUCUUCGUUGAAGCGCGUGAUCAGCCUCAGAACCCCUCCGAAUCGCGGUUCAACGUGGCGCUGGUGACGAUCGAUAUUGUUUGUCAAUCGAUCGAGGAGAUCGAGUUUAUCGGUGCACCGUAUGAAUUCUGGGUUGGAGCGGAUGCUCCGAUCGGCGCAUCCAUAGGGCAAAUUCGCACCACGUUCGACUCAAAUACUGAAGAAGAGAUAUUCUUCGAUCUUCUUCAUUCCUACCCGGAAGGGGUCCCGUUUGCGAUCGAGGAACGAUCCGGGAUCGUGACCGUGAUCGAAGUCCUGGACAAGUUCGACCGCCGAUGUUACGAGUUCGAAACAGUUGUAUCCUACCUUCCGAACGCUGAAGGGAAGAUCGUUGAUCAACUGACCCCGGAAGCGUACAACAGUCUGGAGAAGAUCAUCGUGACAAAUGUGACCAUCCACGUGAUCAAGAACAACUUCAUGCUACUGCGAGGCACCAACUCAACCCCGAUCGAGUUCAAGAUCAAAGAGAACAAACCAAACGCGAUCAUUGGGCAGCUCAAAUUCCAGGACUUCCAAGAGCAAUGCGAAGCCGACGAGAAAGGUCUCCCUUCGUUGAUCUCAGUGCGAGGUGAUCGCAACCGUGGUGAUCGACAGGUCUUCAAUCUCAACGGUAAGAAUCGCACCCGAUAUGGCAGAAGGUUCAUUCGCGAUGUAUCUCCGGACUACGUCCAGCUGUAUCCCUUGGUUGCUUUCGAUGCCAUGUAUACGUCAAACGUCACGACCAGAAAGGCAAGAAAUUCAAGGUACUCUCGCAAUCCGACCAGUGGCGUUCAAUAUUCUCUGGUCAACAGCUACGACGUGGCCGACACAAUCCGCCUCACCAACGACGGCAAGCUGAUGACUGUCAAAGGUCUCGAUCGCGAGAAGCAAGACUCCAUCAAGGUAACCAUCAUUGCGGAGUACUUCUACAAGCACCGCACAUUCGCUGGAAUCUACCAAGUCGUAAUCCUCGUAGAGGACGAAAACGACAACCCGCCGAAGUUCAACCAACCCUACUACCUGGGAGUGAUCGCGGAAAACUCCCCGAUCGGAACGGAAAUUGUCCUGAACAACCCGAUCAUCAUCACCGACCCGGACAUUGGCGUGAACUCCGAGUACGAGCUCGUUCUUGCAGGCGAGUCCAACUCAUUUGCGGCGCAAUUCUCCAACUCGACCCUAUCGAACUACAACAAAACGGUGGCGCACAUCUUCAAGAACCUCCAGAUCGCGAAUGUCGACUCGGGCGAGUCGCUCAGUCGACGCGUGGACUUCCGGUCGAAGCCAUAUGAGGGAACAAACGGAUCAACGCCGCACUACAACAUCCUGUUCAUGGGUCCGAACAAGCUCGAUCGGGAGGAGAUCGACAGUUUGAACCUGAAGAUGAUGGCCACCGAUCGGGACAGUUUGACCUCGGAGGUGGAGCUGCGCAUUUUGAUCCUGGACGUGAACGAUAAUCCACCGAUUUUCGAUAAGAUCGCAAUUUUCCGGAAGAGCAAGUGCGAGAUGUUGGAGAACUCGAGCGACCUGGAGUUGUUCUACUUGGAUGAGCUGGAGACGGAAGUAUUGCCCGGGUUCAUGGGCAUGGGAAUGGAGACGGCUCGAUUGAGUUACGGAGUGGAUAGCUUGUUCGAAAUGGUUCAGUCGGCGCCGUACGCGGGGAUGCCGAGGCUGUUGGAUGGGCAGCUGAUGAUGGGGAAUCGAUCGAUGGGUUUGAAGAGGAAGUUGUACAAGCCAAAGGGGCGUCUGCGGGCAGGUGUAAGGAAUACAAGGGCAAUUAGCAAGAAGUCUGGGUUGAAGUUCAGUAUUCCGGAGAACGUGGAAAUCGGGAAGGUGAUUUUGAAGCUUACGGCGAGCGACGAGGACUUCGACAAGAAUUCUAUGGUGUUCUACGAGAUCGUAAAUCAAGAGGAGCUUCCGUCGAGGAAUCGAAGCAGUUAUUUCAAAAUCGAUCGAUCCAGUGGUGAGCUGAAGGCAGUGAAGCGACUGCCUCCAGAGGCGGAGAUCCACUUGAACAUUUCUGCUAAGGACGUCGGAGGGCUGACGGAUGUGAUCAGUCUGGAGUUCAAGAUCUACGAUGUGAACGACAAUUCGCCGGUAUUUGAACAGCAGUGGUACACAUUCAAGGUGGAGGAAGGCAGCUAUCCGAUCACCGGGAAGAGCAUUGGUCAGGUUCGAGCGACGGAUGAGGACUUGGGAAUGAACGGUAACGUGUCCUAUCUUCUGCUGGCAGAAGACGACACGAAAAUCCCCUUUUCAAUCUCCCCACUAGACGGAACGAUUCGCGUAUCCGGCGAAAUCGAUCGUGAAUCGGUUUCCUCAUACCACUUCAAAGUCCUGGCGUCCGAUAAUAACUUUGAUCUGAAGUUGUCCGCCAUGGUAGACGUUGAGGUGAUCGUUCUGGACAAGAACGACAACAGUCCGGAGUUUACCACUUACGAUGAGCUCCACUACGAUCGCAGCAGCAUCAAGCGGCUUCCCGUUUAUGUGUCGUACAUCAACGUCAACUCCAAGCCCGGAACUUUUGUCAAGCAGGUCCAAGCGAAGGACAACGACUUCGCUGAGAACGGAAAUGGCCUGGUGAUCUUCUCUCUGACAAGCCAAAGCGAUCUGCUGCAGUUCAAUAUUGAUCCCAAGGACGGAGUGAUCACCACGGCGUCCAAAUUCGUCCCGCCUUCCAAUCGGAAAACCUAUCAGCACAUCAACGUCACGGUAGUGGCUUCAGAUUUUGGAACGCCGCCGCGAUCGAGCAGCGCCCUCAUGAUCGUCAACCUUCAGGGUGAUCCGGAUCGAUUGAACUCUGUCGACGAGCGUGUUCCACUCUUUCCGUACAAGUACUACGAGUUGGAGUUGCGGGAAAACGAACCUGCCCCUCGGAUCGCCUUGAACAUCACGUUGAACAAAAAGUACGCCAAAGACAACUUCCGAUGGUCGAUCGUCAACGACGAUCACGGCGAUAAGUUCAGGAUCGACGAAAAGAACGGAUCGCUUUGGCUUUUGCACCCGUUGGAUCGAGAAGAGCAGGAUUCUUACGAAAUCAAAAUCAAGGUGGAUAGGAUUAAGGUUAGGGAGAGCCGUAACAUUCCAAGCGUGUUGUACGCGCUGGAGAAUCCAGUUCGGAAAAGGACUCAUAAACUCCAUGACAACGAAGUGGAGAUUCUGAUCAAAGUGAUGGACGUCAAUGACAAUGCUCCGAUCUUCAGAGAGAACGACGGCCCUAUCAUUGCCGUCGUUCCCGAUCGUGCCAACUACGGAUACUCCGUACUGAAGGUGGAGGCCUACGAUCAGGACGCCGGAAGCAACGGAGAAAUCCGUUAUUCGCUGCUUAACGAACCCGCACGACUGUUCGACGUGGAUGCCUUGACCGGGCAGAUCCGGUUGCUUAGUUCGCUCAUCAACUAUCAGGACCGGGUGUUUGGGUUCGAUGUCAAGGCAACGGACCGAGUAGGCGCUGACGAUGGACAAUCAACGAUCGCCAACGUCUUCGUCUACGUGCUGAACUCGCAUCAAGAGGUGCGUCUUAUCAUGGCUGGGCUCCCGGUGGAGGUCGAGAAGCAAAUGGGAAUGAUAACCGAUAGUCUGAGUCUUGCCACUGGAUAUGACGUGCGGAUACGUGCCCUGGAGAGCAACAACAAAGUGGACGACGCCACCAACUUGUAUCUUUAUGCCAUCGAUCGAAAGUCCAAUUCCCUGGUGGAAAUGGGAGAGCUUCAGCGGUCCCUCGCCUCGCUGGAUAUGGCAAAUUUGAAGCCAAAUUUGCCCAUCAUCGAACUGACGGAGCUGUCGUUCAAUGCGCUGGAACCGCACUCGUACGACGCCGGCAUGAAGGGCAUCGAACUGGCCACGGUCGUCAUCGGAGGUCUCAUUUUUGCCGGCGGAACGGCGACGGCCCUGUGCAUUGCAUGCGCCCGGUAUCGACGCUUGAUCCCGCUGCCCAACAUUGGCGGUGGUGGCGGAGGAGUCGGAGGAUCGCAAGAUGUGCGCGCGACGGGAAUCCGAAACAAUUCGUCCACGCUGGGCAAUAGCAACAACAACAACAGUGGGAACGCAAAUGCCGGCAGCGGUCGACCAAUAGCCCGAGUCGACAUCCAGCCGGUCAUCAAUCGGGCGGAUUUGAAGAGUUCCAUCUUCCAUCCGAACUUCCACCGGCAGUUUGUGACGAACAUUAGCACCGAAUCGACGGCGGUCCCACCCGUCAGUGAGGAGAACAAUAGCGAUAGCUACGAGGACUCGCUCAAGGACUCCCUCACGUCCAACACGAGCCUAUGACGAGAGGGGAACGCUCCCCCUCGCCGGGAGAGCUUCCACCGUUGCCACCCUCGCCACAGCCAGCUGUACAGAAUAGCCGAUAGGACAAACCAAAAAUUUUAAGAACAAACAAACAAAAGUGCUGUCAGAGCCAGAGCCAAUACGUCGUUUUUUACUAGCUGUAAGUUUUAAAAUUGUUGAUUCGUACUUAAGAUGCGAGGACGCAUGGUGUGCCGGAA
Messenger RNA from Aedes aegypti (yellow fever mosquito), 7128 nucleotides. RefSeq names its product cadherin-89D (gene Cad89D). The coding region runs from base 947 to 6910 and encodes 1987 amino acids. Gene Ontology annotation, biological process: homophilic cell-cell adhesion. Gene Ontology annotation, cellular component: plasma membrane. The record is from RefSeq and is a predicted model, not a curated record. The transcript is spliced from 9 exons. NCBI's taxonomy places the organism in Eukaryota, Metazoa, Arthropoda, Insecta, Diptera, Culicidae. Gene Ontology annotation, molecular function: calcium ion binding.